Syzygium oleosum is the source of this 1095-nucleotide messenger RNA. Its product is annotated as putative F-box protein At3g25750. The transcript has a single exon. NCBI's taxonomy places the organism in Eukaryota, Viridiplantae, Streptophyta, Magnoliopsida, Myrtales, Myrtaceae. Bases 1 to 1095 code for a protein of 364 amino acids. Gene Ontology annotation, molecular function: protein binding. The record is from RefSeq and is a predicted model, not a curated record.
AUGGCGGCGAGUUGGGCCGAUCUUCCCCCAGAGCUGCUAGAACUGUGCUCAAGACAACUUCUUCUAGAGGACUGGUUUGCAUUCCGUUCCGUGUGCUCGACAUGGCGUGCUGCCGCAUUCAAAGAGAGGUUCGAUUUCCCGUGGCUGAUGCUCGCGGAUGAGGACAAGAGCGCCGAGAGCAGGUGGGCCGAGUUCCGCUGCCUCUUCACCUUGCGAAUUCACAGAGUUCUAUUGCCGGAAGCGAAGAGCUGCCUCUCUUCGCGGGGUUGGAUCUUGACUAUCGGCAAAGACUCAGAAAUGCACAUGCUCAAUCCCCUGUCUCGUGCCGCCACUCGCUACCGCGACGACAUCAUUGUUCUCCCUAGUGUGAACAAAAUCUCCGGCUCGGAUUAUGAUGAGGGCUCGGAUUAUGAUGAGCUAGUCGUAAAAUUUAUCUUGUCUGCAAGCCCAGCUUCAUCUCCAAACUAUACGGUCAUGGUCAUUUACUGGCCCUCCGGACCAUUAUGCUAUUGGAAACCCGGCAAUGAGGAGUGGAAACUGUUGACUCUCCCGGACCCGCUCGAUCCUGUUCUUGAAAAUGUUCUUGAUGUCAUACAUUAUCAGGGCCAAUUUAUUGGAGUUAAUUCAUUCGGUAGUAUAUUAAGGUUUGAUCCGGAUGGACCAGAUCCAAUAGAAGUUCUACUGGAGAGGCCUCAGGAAUUUCGUGAUCUCAUAAAAUUUUGCGUGGAUCUUUAUUUGGUGGAGUCGGCGGGCCGUCUGUUGCUGGUCUCGCACUUCAGACUACUAGAAGAUUCAAAAGAUUAUACCACCGGUUUCAAGGUUUUCGCCGUCGAUUUAGAUACUAGACAGUGGACGGAGCUUGAGAGCAUAGGGAACGCGUGCCUCUUCGUGGGUUUUAACUCUUCCUUCUCAGUACAUGUUGAUGAGAACCAGCACAGUAUCAAGCCGAACUGUAUUUACUUUACCGGCUGCUGUGACAUGGGAACAUACUACAUGGAAGACGGAAGAAUUGAGUUUGAUAAAAAAGCUGAUUAUAAUCCUCAUCCGCCCCUAUGGAUUGAUUCUCCGCCUCUAUGGAUUGAACCAAGUUUUUGA